Messenger RNA from Pecten maximus, 5217 nucleotides. RefSeq names its product MAM and LDL-receptor class A domain-containing protein 1-like. The record is from RefSeq and is a predicted model, not a curated record. The transcript has 42 exons. Gene Ontology annotation, molecular function: metalloendopeptidase activity; zinc ion binding; calcium ion binding. Bases 490 to 5025 code for a protein of 1511 amino acids. Gene Ontology annotation, biological process: proteolysis. NCBI's taxonomy places the organism in Eukaryota, Metazoa, Mollusca, Bivalvia, Pectinida, Pectinidae. Gene Ontology annotation, cellular component: membrane.
GAUCGAGCGUGCGUCACGGGCCUAUAACACCGGGCUGUGUUCGGAGUAGUGUUCAUCAGACGGGGUAUACCAGGUGUGUGGACGGAAUGCUGCCCUGGACAAAGAUGUCGAUUGUUAGAGUUUUAUGUUUCGUUGCAGUCUUGCAUUGCAUGUCUGGGUUUGUCCUCAAGAGCGAUGAAGAAAAACUACAAGAAAGAAAAGACAUCAAGAGGAUAAUAGAAAUUCUAAGAAAGGAAAAACUGCGAAAACUAGCCACUGUCCAUAUUGAACAUAAAAACGCACUAAGAAAUGCUGAAGAGGAAAAUCAGAAGGCAGAAUUGGAGGUGCCUGAGGAAGAAGAGAUUGAGCCAUCUCUUAGCUUGUUUGAGAAAACAGAAACUCGAGGAUUCAAGAUCAGUGAAAGCAUCACAGAAGAUGAAAGAGAAGAGGAGGAAUUAGAAGAAGCUGAAGGACUAGAAAGCAGAUCUUUCAACAAACAAGGAAACGGCCAUGGUGCAGAAAUUGACGGAAAUGUCGAACCAGAAGGUAAUCCUGAACUAUUUUCACUGCUUAACAGCUUUUUGGAUGAAAAGAAUGGAGUCCAGGAACAAGGGGCUGGGGUUAAACAAAGCGUACAAAGCACAAAAGGAUUCGAUGGACUCCCACAGGUUAACACACGAACAGAAGGUGGAAUUGGGCUUAGAGUCUGAAUAUCCAGGAGAGGAGAAGAGGAACUUUGUUACAAACACAAACACAUUCUGGUCACAAGGCAUUGUACCUUAUGAAAUCAGCUCUGCUUUCUCAUCCAGCGAGAAAAAUAUUAUCGAAACAGCAAUAAAGGAAGUGGCAGAUAAGACCUGUGUGAAAUUUCAACCAAGGGCCAACACUAAUCCUAGUCAACUUGGACACAAUACUUACAUUGAAUUCUUUAGUGAGAGUGGCUGUUGGUCCUAUGUGGGACGAGUGUUCAGUGGCAAACAGCAGAUAAGCUUGCAAAAAGGAGGAUGCGUAACAAAUAGCAUUACUAUUCACGAGAUGUUGCACGCCAUAGGUCAGAUGCAUGAACAGUCGCGUACUGACAGAGAUAAUUAUGUCGCCAUGCUAUGGAACAAUAUCCAAGGAGGGCAAAAUAACAACAACAUGGCUAAAGAGAACACGCUGGACAACAACAGAUAUGACUAUGAGUCUGUCCUACAGUACAGUCUCUAUGCAUUUUCCAGUAACGGCUUACCGACGAUGGAGUUUUCUGACAGAAGAUUGGAUUUCCUUGCCAACUCUGCAGAUGGUCUGACAUUUUACGACAUAAAAGAUAUUACAGCAGCAUAUCAGUGUACCAGUGGAUGCAGUAUAAAAUCAUGUCAGAAUGGUGGCUUCCAGGACCAUACCUGUAACUGCCUUUGUCCAGAUGGUUUGAAAGGUGACCUAUGUGAACAGGUCGACACGGACAGCGUGUGUGGCGGGAUCAUUGAUGUAUCGGGAGGACCUUCAACCAUCCAGAGCCCUAACUACCCUUCCAACUAUGAUGUUAACACGGCAUGUACCUGGCUGAUCAAGGCCGGCCCCAAUGAUUAUAUCAAGGUCGAUAUUGAUGACCUUCAUCUUACUGAUAAUGGUGCUGGAAGAUGUUACCACUGGUUAGAAGUACAAUACAAUUUGAUUGGACAAACAGGACCAAGACGGUGUGGAGAUGUAGUUGGAGAGAACUAUAUUACAUCUAGUGCUGGACAAAAGAAUCUGAUGUUGCUCAGGUUUGACAGCAAGUUUAGCAGCGACCGCCCCAGCAGCAAGGGUUUUCGUCUGACUGUCAAAGCUGAAGGAGCAGGUUGUGCCAAUAAUCCCUGUCUAAGGGGAACGUGCAGCGCUACAGUAGGAGGUGGAUUUACAUGUGCAUGUGACCAAGGCUUUACUGGGACAACUUGUAAUAUUCCUUCAGUUACUGCCAGUUUCAGCUGUACCUUCCAGGAUCAGAAAUGUUUCCUUGCCCAGGCAACUGAUGACCAGUUUGAAUGGACAGUAGCCUCAGGGUCCACUCCAUCUUCUGGUACUGGUCCCACCAGUGCACAGUCAGGUUCUAACUACCUAUAUGCCGAAACAUCCAGUCCACGAGUACAAGGAGAUGUAGCUCGUAUGGUAUCCAUCUUGUCUAUGCCAGCCACAGCCAGAUGUCUGAAAUUCUGGUACUACAUGUUUGGGAGCAAUGUAGGCACACUGGCUGUCGCCACGUCUGGGACAAGUCUGGCCAAGAAUUCCAUAUGGUCACUGACUGGUGAUCAGGGGGCGUCAUGGAAACAGGUGACAUUAGAUAUACCAUCAACUGAUGGACUAAAGGUUUACUUUGAGGCCACAAGAGGAGGCGGAUGGCAAGGAGACAUCGCUAUCGAUACUGUAGAUUUGACCCCAGGCUCAUGUUCAAGUUCUCCACAGACAACACCACCAGCCCCGCCAACACAAGCCCCGCCAACACAAGCCCCGCCAACGCAAGCUCCGACAACUCGAGCCUCAACAACGCCACAAGAUCCGUGUAAUCCUAACCCAUGUAACAAUGGAGGAGCCUGUCUUAUUAAUAUUGGGAGUGGAUGUUUGUGUACCAAUGGAUAUGCAGGACAAUUUUGUGACUUGACAGUGACUGAGUUUUACAACUGUAAUUUUGAAAAUUCUGAAUGCUUCCUCCGUGACUCCACCAAUGAUAAUCAUAACUGGAUUUUGAGAUCGGGACCAACACCAUCCUCUAACACUGGCCCAACAAGAGCACACUCGCUUCCUAACUACCUCUAUUAUGAAGUUUCCAGUCCCGUAAAUCCAGGAGAAACUGCCAAACUGGAGAGUUACAAUGCUUUACCUGUUCAAGACCACUGCCUAUCCUUUUGGUAUCAUAUGUAUGGAGGAAGUGUAGGUAAUUUACAGAUAUCCACAGUCAAUUCAGGUGUUCUCUGGACAAAGUCGAGUAACCAAGGAGACAGCUGGAUUCAAGCUAACGUUAAUCUACCAGCCGAUCCUAAUUUCCAGCUUGUUAUUGAGGCCACAAGUGGAAGCAGCUGGAAUGGAGACAUUGCUUUAGACGAUAUAAAACUCACUAAUGGAACAUGCGCACUAUUGCCAUGUGAUCAAGCUACAACUUGUUUGAAUGGUGGGACCUGUGUGGCUGCCAGUAAUAAUGCCGGCUUCACAUGCAACUGUCCGCCUGGCUUCACAGGACAAACUUGUGACAGCACUGAGAGUGUGCCCUGUUCUACUUCACAGGAUCCCUGUAUGAAUGGAGGUAUCUGUACCCUGACGGGGAAUGUGAUGACCUGUACCUGUGUGGGUGGAUUCACUGGACAAUUCUGUGAAAAUCCUGGCACUACUCUGCCUCCUACAACAGCAGCACCUGGUACAACUUUUACCUGUACAUUUGAAUCUGGUACACCAUGUUUCUUACAACAGGAGUCCUUGGACACAUUUGAUUGGACAUAUCCCAGGUCCGGUUCAUCUCCGUCUUCAAACACCGGUCCUGGUGGAGCCAGUGAGGGAUCAUUUUAUGCAUUCAUCGAGGCAUCAUCCCCGCGGGUCAAGGGAGAUGUAGCAAUCCUUAUGUCCAAUAUUCUUCCAUUGGAGGAUUUUUGCCUGACAUUCGACUACCACAUGUUUGGAUCAACUAUGGGGACUCUUAGUGUGCUGAUUAACGACUACACUGCUACCUCAACAAUGAGUCCUGUAUGGUCGGAGUUUGGUGACCAGGGAAAUGUAUGGCACAAUGCAGCAGUCCAGAUACCUGCAACACCAUCUCUUAGAGUUUUCUUUGAGGGCAUUCGGGGUACUGGGUACACAGGGGAUGCAGCUAUUGACAAUAUUGUGAUGACGCCAGGAUCAUGUGGAUGUGCUGCACAGCCAUGUCAAAAUGGAGGACAGUGUACCGAGGAUUCUUUGGGACAGGUCACCUGCAGCUGCCUCCAGGGAUUUACAGGAGCAUUUUGUGAAAGUUUUGAUGGAACCUACAGUGCAUGUUCCUUUGAGGACAAUGAAGCCUGCUUCCUAAUACAAGAGCUUAAUGACAACUUUGAUUGGACUAUUGUACAGGGAAGUACCCCUAGCAGCAAUACUGGGCCAUCAGCUGCCUUUGAUGGAAACAAAUACGCUUUUAUUGAAGCUUCAAAUCCUAGAACUCAGUAUGAUUUUGCAGAUUUAUACGCAGAUUUGGGCGCCAAUUCUGCUCAACGUUGUCUGUCCUUUGCCUAUCACAUGUACGGAAGUAAUAUCGGUUCUCUAGAAGUUUAUCACUCCGACGCCCAACAAUUACUGAAUACAUGGACAAUGUCUGGAAACCAAGGAGACUUUUGGCAGACUGCUGCUGUCCAAAUCCCAGCUAUGAACAAUGGUCAGAUUUACAUCACAGGAGUGCGAGGAAAUGGCUUUAGGGGUGACAUCGCAAUUGAUGAUGUGGAAUUAAAAACGGGAAAAUGUGGAUGCCUUGGGAUGCCUUGCAGGAAUGGUGGAACUUGUACUGCUUCAGACAAUACCCUUGGAUUUACUUGUAGCUGUGAUUCAGGAUACACUGGUCAAGUUUGUGAGAACACUGAUGGGACUAUACCACUGACUUGUACAUUUGAAAUUGGAGCCCUCUGUUUCAUGGAGCAAGUCAACGCUGGAAUGGAUGCCUUUGAUUGGAGUAUCCAAACUGGGGGUACUCCUAGCUCAAACACUGGACCAGAUGACGCACACACUGGAUUGAAAUAUGCAUAUAUUGAAGCUUCGUCUCCUAGACAACCAGGGGAUAAUGCCAUCUUCAGCACUGAACAGCAGACUUUUCAACCCAUGGACCGUUGUCUGCGCUUCUACUACCAUAUGAAGGGAAGCAAUAUGGGGACUCUGAUGGUGCUUGCUGGUAACAGAGGACAGGAAACCCAGGUCUGGUCCAAGUCUGGCGUACAGGGAGAUGAUUGGCAGUACGCUCAAGUUGACUUGUCAAGUGUCUCUGAUCUUGUGGUCGCAAUGGAGGGUGUACGUGGAAAUGGAUGGAGUUCAGAUAUUGCUGUGGAUGAUAUAGAACUUAGCCCAGGACUUUGUUGAUGCUCUUGUUCUUGACGAUUUUGGGAAUGGACUGGAAAUGGAAAUGUUAAUUAUAUACUCUAUAAAAUAUCAGUGCUGUUUUGAAAUUUUAAUAAAUCCUUAAAAUGUUAUUGAAACAGGUUUGUUAUUCGCUGUUUUAUUAUUGUUCUGAAUUUUAAGUAAAGUAAAGAUAAGUCAAUUUUAUUCUGUUAA